Indicator indicator is the source of this 1551-nucleotide messenger RNA. RefSeq names its product C-C motif chemokine receptor 10 (gene CCR10). The record is from RefSeq and is a predicted model, not a curated record. NCBI's taxonomy places the organism in Eukaryota, Metazoa, Chordata, Aves, Piciformes, Indicatoridae. The transcript has 5 exons. Gene Ontology annotation, biological process: immune response; G protein-coupled receptor signaling pathway; chemotaxis. The coding region runs from base 1 to 1551 and encodes 516 amino acids. Gene Ontology annotation, cellular component: membrane. Gene Ontology annotation, molecular function: C-C chemokine receptor activity.
AUGCUGAGCCCCGAGCGCCCCGAGCGCCGCCGCUCCUGGUGCUGCAGCCGCGAGGCGGAGCGGGGCCGGCGGCUCCGCCCAGGGGGCGGUGGCGGGGGAGACGGCGGGGGGCGGCCCCGGGACCGGGGAGGAGACGCGGAUGUUCCCGCCGGGCCUCCCUGGUUCCCCGGUCCUCGGCGCCGGGCCCAGUGUGGUUACCGGUUUGUGGCCGGUCCUUGUCCGGCGGCCUGCGAGGGCUCAGGGUGGGAGUGCGUGGGCAGCGCGGGGCAGACACGCUCCCAGCUCCCCCCAGAUGUGAUCGCCCAGCCCUGGCUCCCCCUAGAUGUGACCCACCCAGCCGUGGCACAGCGCCUGCAGCAGCGGGGGGGCGGAGCGGUGCCCGCCGCGCUCCCGGCUGGGCUUGUGCUCUACACCGCUCUCGGUAUCAGCAGCAGCACCGUGGUCAGACCACAACUCUACAACGCCAACGGCUCCAAAGCUACGGGCAAGGUAAGCCCCGGCCCCACUGUGAUGGAGCCAACUGCCACCACCGACUUCUACCCCUGGGAGUACCACAGCUCAUGGGAGGAGGCCAUGUUGCCCGAGCUCUGUGAAAAGCAGGAAGUGCAGGACUUCACCGGUGCCUACCAGCCUGCUGCCUACUUGUUGCUCUCGCUGCUAGGUGCAGUGGGGAAUGGGCUGGUGCUGCUCACUCACACUCGCUACCGCCGGGCACAGAGCGUGACCGACGUCUGCCUGCUGCACCUUGCCCUGUCUGACCUCCUGCUGCUCCUCACCCUGCCCUUUGCUGUCAUCAACACACUGCAGGGCUGGUCCCCAGGCACAGCUGCCUGCAAGGCGCUGCAGGGCCUCUAUGCCCUCAACUUUUACAGUGGCUUCCUCUUCCUCACCUGCAUCAGCGUGGAUCGCUAUGUGGCCAUUGUGAGGGUGCCAGCUGCCUGUCGCCUGCGCCCAAGGGCUCGCCGCCAUGGCUGGCUGACAGCAGGGCUGGCCUGGCUGCUGGCACUGCUGCUGGCACUGCCCCAGUUUGUCUAUGGCCAAGCGGAGCAGCACCAGGAUUUCAAGCUCUGCCGAGUCGUCUUCCCCAGGGCAGUGUCACGGGUGGCCCAGGGGACCACCAACCUGAUGCAGGUGGUGCUGGGCUUUGUGGUGCCCUUCCUGGUGAUGGUGAGCUGCUAUGCUGCUGUGGCUCGAACACUGAUGGUGGCUCGUGGUGCCCAGCCUCACCGGGCACUGCGGGUGCUGCUGGCCCUCGUGCUGGUGUUCGUAGCCCUGCAGCUGCCCCACAGCCUGAUGGUGUUGCUGGACACGGCUGAGCUGCUGGCCAGCUGGGAGGUGACCUGUGCCCAGAGCCGUCGCAAGGACCUGGCACUGCUGGUGACAGGUGGCCUGGCCUACCUGCGCUGCUGCCUCAACCCCCUGCUCUACGCCUUCCUGGGCCAGCGCUUCCGCCAGGAGCUGUGGCUGCUGGCAACUGACACUGGUUGCUGCCCAGGCUGCCCCAGUCCCCGCCGGCGGGCAUCGCUCUCCACCUGCCAGGACAUUAUGUAG